CUCGGCCCCUUUGUUCUCGCGCGCUCCCCCUCGCCGCCCACUCCCCUGCUGUCGCGCGGCGGCGGCGGCGGCGGCGGCUCCUCCCGCCCGAGGCAGUCGGGCUGGGCGCCGGGGGCGGGAGGGGGCGGGGGGAGCGCGCCAGCCGCCGGGAGUGGGGGGCGAUGGCGAAGCUCCGGGUGGCUUACGAGUACACGGAAGCCGAGGACAAGAGCAUCCGGCUCGGCUUGUUUCUCAUCAUCUCUGGCGUCGUGUCGCUCUUUAUCUUCGGCUUCUGCUGGCUGAGUCCCGCGCUGCAGGAUCUGCAAGCCACGGCGGCCAACUGCACGGUGCUGUCGGUGCAGCAGAUCGGCGAGGUCUUUGAGUGCACCUUCACCUGUGGCGCCGACUGCAGGGGCACCUCGCAGUACCCCUGCGUCCAGGUCUACGUGAACAACUCCGAGUCCAACUCCAGGGCGCUGCUGCACAGCGACGAGCACCAGCUCCUGACCAACCCCAAGUGCUCCUAUAUUCCUCCCUGUAAGAGAGAAAAUCAGAAGAACUUGGAAAGUGUCAUGAAUUGGCAACAGUACUGGAAAGAUGAGAUUGGUUCCCAGCCAUUUACUUGCUAUUUUAAUCAAUUUCAAAGACCAGAUGAUGUGCUCCUUCAUCGCACGCAUGAUGAGAUUGUCCUCCUGCAUUGCUUUCUCUGGCCCCUGGUGACAUUUGUGGUGGGCGUUCUCAUUGUGGUCCUGACCAUCUGUGCCAAGAGCCUGGCAGUCAAAGCAGAAGCCAUGAAGAAGCGCAAAUUCUCUUAAAGGGGAGUAGGCUUGUGGCAAGAAAAGCACAGAAACUGCGCUCAUCGGCACACAUCUACCUGCGGAGGCUGUUUCCUGGUGCAGGAGAUGGAAGGGGCUACGAGAGGUCUCUGAGAGGCUCCUCCCUCAAUGGCAGCAGAGACCGGCACAACUGGAAGACUGGGAACCUCAUAGAUUGUAUGCCAUGUGUCGUAGCGAUGGCUGAAGGGUCAAGCUCUUAACCGUAUGGAGUAACCAUUUCAGAAAAUCCUAUAAGAAGUUAAUUUUCUUUGGAAAGUAACAGUAUAUAAUUGUACAGUGUAGUAUACAAACCAUUAUGAUUUCUGCUACUUAAGAACAUUAAAAGAGAGUGGUCUGUGUUCUUUUCUAUUUCUUUUUUUUUUUACGUUUAGAACACCACGGUUUUAAAAAAGGGUCUUGGUUUCAUUUGAUUCCGCGAGAUGAAACUUGCACUUAGAGAUAAGGACCCCUGCACAAGUCUUGGCCUCACAGUACGAUCCCCAGUUUCCAUUAUUGAAGAAUAAUAACCUUUUGACUCCUGCUUGAAAAAGGAAAACUGCACUGUUCCCUCAGUCUUCAGUCAUUUCUGUGACUCUUCAUCAAGGGACCCUCAAAGAUUGGGAAAACAUAUCUUCCAACACUUCCCUUUGCCUCUCCACUAUUUUUCACCAAAUUAUCUCUUAAGAGAGGGAGACGGUUCUGAACAAGGUGUGUCCUAGCUCUAAGAGCACUGAGCUCCUUCAUUCACUCGUCUAUGUUACAUUCGACGGAUUUCAUCUCUGUGCAAUAGAAUGGACAUGAUGUGAAGGACACGUGUCAGCUUAGUUAACUGCUGUUUUCGUUCCUUUUCUCUUUUAGCUCAGAAAAAAAAAAUAUUCAGAAUCA
Messenger RNA from Herpailurus yagouaroundi (jaguarundi), 1679 nucleotides. RefSeq names its product potassium calcium-activated channel subfamily M regulatory beta subunit 4 (gene KCNMB4). NCBI's taxonomy places the organism in Eukaryota, Metazoa, Chordata, Mammalia, Carnivora, Felidae. The transcript is spliced from 3 exons. Gene Ontology annotation, biological process: potassium ion transport; detection of calcium ion. Gene Ontology annotation, molecular function: calcium-activated potassium channel activity; potassium channel regulator activity. Bases 162 to 794 code for a protein of 210 amino acids. Gene Ontology annotation, cellular component: voltage-gated potassium channel complex; membrane. The record is from RefSeq and is a predicted model, not a curated record.